AUGACGACGAUGACGACGACGACGACGACGAAGAUUGCAGACUUGGUGACCCUCCAUCCUGAACCGGGGUUCGUUGUAAAGACCAAGAUAUUGGAAUGCGCCGAUCUGACAAAAGUAUUGACCAAGGUAUUUAUUAAUAUAUGUCAUGAUGAUCAAGUUCCAAAACCUUCAACAGAGUUUAAUCCAGAUGUUGUUUUCCCAUUGAUCAUUGAAAAUCAGUGGGAAAUACCGAUUGUUGUAUCUAAAGUUAAAGAAACUAGAGAUAAAAAGGGGUUUCCUUCGUUGGUGUACGAUUGCUGUAUUAAUACCCGGUGUUUCACAUGGUGCCAAAUAAAUAAGGAUUUGAGACUUAUUUUGAUUGAAUGGUGCAUUGAAUCCGUUGAAACGAUUAACUCAUUAGUAUUAGAGAGAGACUACAGUUUGCCAAAAAUGCUAUCCAAGGGCGAAUUAACAGAAACGGAGAUUACAAUACAGGAGUUGGGCGAUUUGGUGCAUGCCCAUGCCCUGAAGAGCACGAGUAAAAUCGAGGAUCUAACAAUCAACGAAGAUGGUGAUGCUCAAGUUGAAGAAACUCUACCUGAUUUGUUCAACAGACCUAAUUUGAAAACAAAAAAGCCAUUGAUAGAGGAAAUUGAGAGUGCACCAGCGCCACAAUCACACAAAAGUCCGAGUAACGACGAUGCCAAAACUAUAAUAAACUACAAUGUAUCGUUUAAAAAACUCAAAGAUGAGUAUAAGCUCUGCAUAAUUUUCAGUAGCGACACGAUAAAUUACUCAAAUUUUCAAAUUCGCUACUCGCAAAAAAGGGAAGCAAUCAUUAUUAAAAGUCUAGUUUCAAAGUAUUCCUUUCCAUAUGGAAAUGAAUUAGAGAUCCCUGUGCUAGUAGACACUGGAUUCAAGCUUGAAAAAGCUCGAUGUUUUGACUGUAAGGAUAAGUUGUAUAUAUUUAUCUAG
This is a messenger RNA of Lodderomyces oxycetoniae, 954 nucleotides long. RefSeq lists its product as uncharacterized. Lineage: Eukaryota; Fungi; Ascomycota; Pichiomycetes; Serinales; Debaryomycetaceae. Gene Ontology annotation, cellular component: R2TP complex; ribonucleoprotein complex; cytoplasm. The transcript has a single exon. Gene Ontology annotation, biological process: box C/D snoRNP assembly; rRNA processing. The coding region runs from base 1 to 954 and encodes 317 amino acids. The record is from RefSeq and is a predicted model, not a curated record.